This is a messenger RNA of Paramecium sonneborni, 841 nucleotides long. The record is from the annotation of a GenBank genome assembly. Lineage: Eukaryota; Ciliophora; Oligohymenophorea; Peniculida; Parameciidae.
AUGCAAAAUUCAAUUUUAACCAAUAGAUCAAUAGUAAAAAACGAUAGGAUUUCGAAAAUAUUAUCUAAUUACAAGACUGAGAUAGAUAAACAUAGUCAAUAAAGCUUUAGAAUGCUAAGUUAAAAAAUUAAACGAAAAGUACAAACUUUAGGUAUGAUAAGAUAGGAAAUCAAAUUAGUGAUAACUAAGCGAAUUAUCCAAUUCCUAAGAAUAAGACAGAUGUGUCAAAAUUCUUUAGUGAUCAUUCAAAAAGUCAAUUUCAAAUAAAUGUUAAAGAUUUACUGAUGCAUAAAAGUCAAAUAUCAAAAUAAUUAAACAAAAAAGGAAAAGACAACAACAAAUAAAUGGUCCCAAGAAUAAACAAAACUCAAAAUGAUAUCUUUAAAAAUUAUCUUGCCCAAAGAAAUUGUAAUGGCUCUUAAACUUAUAGAGACUCAAGUAUUAUCAGUCUCUCUACUUAGGAGAUUUAGAUGCCCGAAUCAAAAUUAGUGACAAAAGUACACAUUCUCAAUAAGCCCUCUUAUAAACACUUAUAAAUAAGAGUUAUGAAAAUAAACUCAAUCAGCCUAGAGAUUCCCCAGAAUUAUGUUAUGCAUCAUAACAUAUAUUUAAUAUACUUCAAUAAUCAAUCAAUGGAUAAAGUAGUCUCCUUCUUCGNUAUGAGAUUCUAAUUUUAAGGUUUUUUUUUUUGAAAUAAUCUUUUUUAUCAUUAUUCCUCUCUGUUAUUUUGUUGAUAUAAGAAAUUUUAUCAAAAAAAGUUGGAUAGCAUAGAAUUGGGUUUGAGAUUUGUUGGAUUAUUAUUAUAAAUAAGAUUUGUGUUAUUAUAUCCUUACUUUAUUGA